Molecule: messenger RNA, 550 nt
Organism: Durio zibethinus
Lineage: Eukaryota; Viridiplantae; Streptophyta; Magnoliopsida; Malvales; Malvaceae
Product: basic blue protein-like
Cellular component (GO): plasma membrane
Molecular function (GO): electron transfer activity
Source: RefSeq, a predicted model, not a curated record
CCUUGGAACAACAAAUUAAUUAUUAUUAUUUUUUGUUAAAUUUCUCUAUCUAAUGGCUGUUCAUCGUUCAUUAGUUGUUUUUGCAAUUGUAGCUGUCAUUGCUCCAGCAAUCUCAUUUGCUAUGGAGUUCAUAGUUGGUGAUAAUGACGGAUGGAAAGAGGGAGUUAACUACCAAGAUUGGGCUAAAGGCAAGCAGUUCAUUGUUGGAGACACUCUAGUUUUCAAAUACAAGGCUGGAGCUCACAAUGUGUACAAAGUAAAUGGAACCGACUUCCAAAACUGCAAUGUUCCAUCAAACCAUAGCUUGGGCUCGUUCAGUGGAAAUGACACGAUUAAGUUGGCAGCCGCAGGAAAUAAAUGGUACAUUUGUGGAGUAAGCGGCCAUUGCGUAGCAGGGCAGAAGCUUAACAUAACAGUGCUAGCUUCUGCUCCAGCUUCUAGCACUGCUCCAGCUUCUAGCGCUGCUCCAACUUUAUUGGCCAAAGAGGGCAUUUCCCAGAUCUUUUUAGGGAUAACUUUCGCUAUUGUCGCUAUGGUCAUGGUCAAUUAA